Molecule: messenger RNA, 3483 nt
Organism: Oncorhynchus mykiss (rainbow trout)
Lineage: Eukaryota; Metazoa; Chordata; Actinopteri; Salmoniformes; Salmonidae
Product: protein FAM78B
Source: RefSeq, a predicted model, not a curated record
UGCCAACCGCCAUAUAAAGUCCAGAAAAGAAGAAGAAGCCUGAAGGAGGAGAGAUAACUAGAAACAAACUCAGUUUACUCUUUUAUCUGUGGAUUCAUUGUCGAAGUAGAGGACCUUGUGCAUUUCAGGGAAAAUACUAACCAAACCAAUGUCAGUGUGUUGGCAAAGGGAUCACUGUAGGAUGACAUUAAAGUCCCAGCGUGCCAAUAAUGGGGGGUGCUUUAUUAUUACCGUCUACAUCAGAUUCACUGGCAGGGGCAAUCCCAUGAACUGAAAGGCCAUGUCAAAUGUCGCUACAAGUGUAGAACCUCCCAUUUGUCGUAGUUAACUGAAAUUGGGCAUCCUUGUCUGCUCAGAAUGCCACGCCUACCUUUAUUCAUGUAAAGAACUCGACUGUGGUUCAUCAUCAUGUCAAACAAAGAUUAGUAAGUGCUAUUUAUUUUUUAAGAAUAUCAAGCUCUCCUGCAAAAAUCGAUUUAAAUUUGCCUUAAAAUUAUAUGAUAUAAUCAUACAAUUAUUGCCUAAUCUUAUUGAUUGCGCUGCCUUCAAAUAAUGGCUAUAGAUUAGACAAAAGCCUGCCAUUGUAUAAUUGGUGUGGAGUAUGUCGCUCAUAAAAAAUGAAACCAUCAAUUGUUCAGGCAUUCGCUAUAGCCAUUCAAGCUAUGGAGGAAAUGUACAGACUGUUACUGCCAAAUAAUGGACCCCGGCACUACCACGCGCUCAGUAUACCUCUGCUUUUCAUUGGUUCACUCAUCAUCAUCAGCACCAGGGAAGCUGAACAGCGCCAGAGGACGCGUAGCUUUCGGAGAAAAAAGGAGACAAGACAGAAUCCCUAAUGAAUCCUUAAUGUGUCUGACUUCAUCAAGCCAUGCGGCGACAAUUCGAUACAUUGAUUGUCUGAUUGGAUAGAACUGUGGUAGGCUAUAUAAUUUCUCUUUUCUUAAACAAUUAUUUUUCACCUGCUGAUUUAUCGAGGCAAUACGCUGUUGUUCAGCCAAUUCUGCAGAGAGGAAGCAAGCGUUCAAUGAAAAAUGCGGGAAUUCUCCGCUUUGGCCUUGUUUUUAUCCAUCGUUUUACUGUCAUAGUGAGGAAUGCCGGGUGGUGUAGAUUGUCAAUGUCAUCGCUCCGAUCAAGUGCACCUUGUGAGCCGCCAGCGCCGCAUCAACAAGCAUCACGACCACCACCCGACGGGGACAUCGACACGACGCCUCUGAGUCCGCUGCUCUCCUCCGGCUUGUGACAUGACAGCCCGGGGAAGAAAGAAGAGGAUCAAGCGGCACAGACCUGCAAAGCGGACGUGUGGAUUUGAAUACAAAGGCCGCGGGUAACAAUCAUUUUGAGGGGCUGGAGCCCACGGAAGCCCCGACUGCAAGAGAGGGCAGUGCCACACAGACACCGACAGGCUACACCUGCGAUACGAGACAUAGAGAGGAUCCCAUAUCACCAACUGCUGUUAUUUCAUCUGUUCCCCUAUUCCAAGAUCAGGCCACCUAUCUGUUUUGUCUUCGUGCGUAAAUGUGGAUGGAACUGAUUGCGUUUUUGGAUAAAAUGCAUUGACUAAUGUGCCAUUUUAACUAUAGCGUCUGGAUUCAAUGGGACGUGACAGAGAUUGAUGACACAUUUAUCCCAAGUCCACAGUGUUAUCAUCCCGUCAAGUCCCCCUGACUAGAACCCUAACCUCAUCAUGGGCUGCAUACAGAGCAUCACCUGUAAGUCGCGCAUCAAACGUGAAAACAUAGUGGUCUACGACGUUUCCGCCACUAUCGACCACUGCCCAACAAUCAUUGAGGAGAACUCGCCUAUAGUGUUGCGCUACAAGACGCCCUAUUUCAAGGCCUCUGCACGGAUAGUGAUGCCCCCUAUUCCCCGUAAUGAGACUUGGGUGGUGGGUUGGAUCCAGGCAUGCACCCAGAUGGAAUUCUACAACACCUACAACGACAUCGGCAUGUCUAGCUGGGAGCUACCAGAGCUGUGUGAGGGUCUUGUGAGGGCCAUCAGUGACUCAGAUGGGGUGAGCUACCCCUGGUACGGCAACACCACCGAGACGGUCACCCUGACGGGGCCCACCUCCAAGCCCUCUCGCUUUACCGUCAGCAUGAACGAUAAUUUCUACCCCAGUGUGACCUGGGCAGUGCCCAUCAGCGACAGCAACCUUCCCCUGCUCACCCGCAUCAAGAGGGACCAGAGCUUCACCACAUGGCUGGUGGCCCUCAACACGGCCACGCGGGAGAAGAUCCUGCUGCAGACGGUCAAGUGGCGGAUGAGGGUGGACAUCUUGGUGGACCCCUCCAUGCCCCUGGGCUCCAGAGCCACCCUGACGGGCCGGACGCACCAGGACCAGCCCCGCGUCCUAACCCGCAUGGAGCCUAUCCCCCCCAACGCCCUGGGGAGGCCCAACGCCAACGAUGCCCAGGUGCUGAUGUGGAGGCCCAGGAAGGGCCCGCCUCUGGUGGUCAUCCCUCCUAAGUAGAGAAGGAAGGAGAGAGGGAGGGGAGGUGGAACUAUGGGUCCGGACAUCCAGCCAUGAUGAGAUCAAUAUGGACAGCUGCCUUAAAUCUCCACCACUGCCUUUGAGUAGAGCGGGAGAAGACCAUUGCCUGGAUCGGGUAUAAAUACAGGACAGACCCACAGACGGAUCCCUGCCUUAAUAAAGUCAUUUGGCUCGAGAAGCAAGGACGACUUGUGGGUGUGCCAGGCCCAGCAGGCUUCAGAGUAGGCUACACUCCAGGGGAGCAGCCCGUAACCUAUCGCACACCAUACUGCCUCACCGAGAUGACAGAGCAGCCAUCUUUAAUCACAGAUUGCUCUGGGUCUAUGACAGUGAUGUAGAGGGCUGUAUCUCAAACUGGAGCCCCAUUACUCUUUGGCUCUGGUUAAAGGUAAUGCAGUAUGUGGAGAAUGCGUUGCCAUGUGAGACUAGCCCAAGGUGUGAGAGGCACAAGAGUACAUGUAUGUGGCUUUAUGGGUAUAAUACAGGUGGUAUUGAGGUGUAUAGUGUAUUUUAUAUGUAAGAACAAAGAUUGUGGUACAUUUAAAGUCAGCCUUCAUGCUCAGUACAGUUACAGAAAGGGAUGGAUGUGUUACUGGGAGAGGGGAAAGACAGGGUCUCUAAAGCAAUCUACAGCAGCCCCAAUGAGAACAGCAGUGUAGGCCAGGCCAGGCCAGGUAGUAGAUGAGUUUCAUUACAAACGCUAUUAUAUUCAUUUUCAGAAAUGUUGGUAAGUGAGCUUUUAUUGUUUAAAGAAAUAUUGAAAGAGAUUUAUGUGUUUUUUCACUAUCUAAUCAUGGCAUGUUCAAUGACAGACAUGCAUUUGUUUAAAUCUAUCACUUGAUGGUUUCAUUUCAGAGAGACAAAUUAUAUUUUUGUUGUGCAAAAUGCUAUAUAUCCACCUCACUCUCUGAGAAAUAAGUAGUUACGCUAGGUUUUAUAGAAUGAAAUGUAACAAAUAGCUACAUUUUUAAUAAAGAAAUGUACAAAUGAUA